This is a messenger RNA of Pecten maximus, 2590 nucleotides long. Its product is annotated as serine protease inhibitor dipetalogastin-like. NCBI's taxonomy places the organism in Eukaryota, Metazoa, Mollusca, Bivalvia, Pectinida, Pectinidae. Bases 154 to 1950 code for a protein of 598 amino acids. The record is from RefSeq and is a predicted model, not a curated record. Gene Ontology annotation, molecular function: protein binding. The transcript has 16 exons.
CAACUUGACUGAGAGAUCAGUCUGAUGAUAAACGCCCCUGAUAUAUUAUAUAAACAACCGAUGCACACAGGUAGCGUCAAACAAUAGCGAUACAUACCGCAGGCAACACGGGAUCAGCAGAUAUUUCUGGGUUGCUGAAGACAACAGACAACCAUGAAGAAUCAUUUUUUCUUACAAGUGUUUAUGUUGGUGGCUGUAUGCUGUCUUAUACACAAGUCGGAUGCCAAACAUAGGAGAGUGAAGUGUAGUUUACAACGAGAUCGCGUGUGUGGUAACAAUGGCCGCACUUACAAGAGUGCUUGUGUCGCUAACCGCAGGAGGGUGAAAAUUGAUUGCAAAGGCAGGUGUCCCUGUGGGCUUGAUAGAAGAUGCUUUUGUACAAAGGAAUACAACCCUGUGUGUGGACAAGAUGGUAAAACGUACGGCAACCCUUGCACAGCCAGAUGCGCGGAAGUAGACGUUAGGUGUAAAGGAAGAUGUCCCUGUAACCCCGGUAGAAAAUGUUUCUGUACCAAGGAGUACAACCCUGUAUGUGGAGUAGAUGGUAAAACAUACGGUAAUCCAUGUACAGCUAAUUGUGCGGACGUGGCGGGGGCGUGUAAUGGGGAGUGUCCAUGCAACAAAACAACGCCCUGUAUAUGUACACUGGACUACACCCCCGUCUGUGGUGUCGACGGGAAAACUUACGGAAACGAAUGCGGAGCUAAUUGCGCAAAAGUAGCAGUAGAAUGCACUGGUGAGUGUCCUUGUGCACCCCGUAAGCCCUGUAUUUGCCCGUUGAACUUUGACCCGGUGUGUGGAAUUGACGGGAAAACCUACGGAAACGCAUGUGGAUCGAAUUGCGCGGGCGUGGCGGAAGCCUGUAAAGGGGAUUGUCCAUGUAACAAAACAACGCCCUGUAUAUGUACACUGGACUACACCCCCGUCUGUGGUGUCGAUGGAAAAACUUACGGGAACGAAUGCGGAGCUAAUUGUGCUGGCGUGAAAGUAUCCUGCAACGGCGAAUGCCCCUGUAAAAGUCCAACGCCUUGUUUGUGUACGGCUGAUUUACGGCCAGUGUGUGGACGUAAUGGAGUUACUUACAGCAACGCGUGCAGUGCGAAAUGCGCGGGUGUGGCGGAGGCGUGUGAAGGGGAGUGUCCAUGCAACAAAACAACGCCCUGUAUAUGUACAGUGGACUACACCCCUGUCUGUGGUGUCGACGGGAAAACUUACGGAAACGAAUGUGGAGCUAAUUGCGCAAAUGUUAAAAUUGGAUGCAAAGGCGAGUGUCCAUGUACUCCACCAAAGCUUUGCGCUUGUCCGUUGCAUUCUAACCCCGUUUGUGGCGCUGAUGGGAAUACCUAUGGAAACGCAUGUGGAGCAAAAUGCGCCGACGUAGCUGUGAAAUGUAAAGGAGCAUGCCCCUGUCGAUCUGAUUUCUGUAAGUGCACUAAACAUUACCGACCUGUUUGUGGAGUAGACGGGAAAACCUACGGCAACAAAUGUACAGCAGGAUGUUCGGAUACCAAAGUGGCUUGCAAAGGCGAGUGCCCCUGCAACAAACCGGUUAAAUGCGCAUGCCAAAAGAUUUUGAAACCAGUAUGUGGCAAGGACGGACAAACAUACCCCAAUCGAUGUGAAGCAUUAUGCAGGAAUACGAAAGAGGCUUGUAAAGGCGGGUGUCCCUGUGAAAAGCCUGUUACGUGCGCAUGCCCAAAGAUUUUGAAACCAGUAUGUGGCAGGGACGGACAAACGUAUACCAACAGAUGUGAAGCUUCAUGCAGCCGUACAAAGAUCGCAUGUAAAGGAAAGUGCCCAUGCAAAAGGCGGUUGAGGUCGAGGUGUGCUUGCCCAAGAAUACAUCGCCCUGUUUGUGGUGACAACGGUAGAACCUAUGCGAACUCCUGCUUGGCAACAUGCAGGGAGGCACAAGUUGAUUGUAACGGACGCUGUCCUUGUAGAAGCUGAGAUGAAGAUGAGGGGAAAUCGAUGAGUGGAUCAAAUAUGGCCUUCCAAUAUUUAAUAUAAACUUGAUCACAAAUGAUGUUUAAACAUUGUGUAACGAUUUAUUAGUUUAUUGUUAUAUUUUUUUUACAAAAGCCUUUUAAUUUAAUAUAAGUUCGUGCGCAUGCCUAUUGAUAAUUAGCUGUUUUAAUAAUUUCAAAAUGAGCUAUUGUAAAUCCUAUUUCUGAUACAUGAUUCAUAAAUGUAUACAAAUGGAAUCAUAUUGCAUCGCCGCAAAAACAAAAAAUAAUAUAACAACGAAUUUGACAUUCAACAAAAAAUGUAUUAACACAUUUUUUUUAUAUAUUCGAUGCCUGUGAUAUUGUUGAAAUCCUGUGGUUUAAUUAAGAGACAGGAAAUCAGUAAAGAUGUUACAAAUACACACUCGUACAUGUACAUAAUUAUAUACAUCGAUAUUUUAUGUAUUUCGGUUGAAGUGGAUAGAUUCACAAUUUUGCGGAUAAGUAGAUUUUUGUUAUUUUUUAACGUAUUACAAUAUGCAUACUCCCUAAUAAAUGCACGUGUCAUUUCGAGAAUUUUACGUUGUUGCUGCAUAUAAUACCUUUAAAAUGUGCUUAUUGUUAUUAAAUAUUACUUACCAGUA